Messenger RNA from Bubalus bubalis (water buffalo), 3087 nucleotides. It is a transcript of the gene CALML4, whose product is annotated as calmodulin like 4. The record is from RefSeq and is a predicted model, not a curated record. Gene Ontology annotation, cellular component: myosin II complex. The coding region runs from base 2201 to 2779 and encodes 192 amino acids. Gene Ontology annotation, molecular function: calcium ion binding. The transcript has 7 exons. NCBI's taxonomy places the organism in Eukaryota, Metazoa, Chordata, Mammalia, Artiodactyla, Bovidae.
CUGAUAGGUGGGUCUGGGGUGAUCACGCUGGUGGACAGCAGUGACUGGCCUGUAUCCCACAGCAUCUGGAUAAAUCCGGUGGAAACCGCAAGAGGGGGUGCUGGUGGCCGCACGCCCCCUAUGGGGAUAGGGCUGCAACAGCGACCAAGGAAACCAGUUAAUGGGCCGUGACCAUCAGGAGCUGGCCUAUCAAAGAUGACAGAGACACUGGCCUUUCCACCUGCCCUACAACCCUCCUCCCCUGCUGCCGGGCUAAACAGAAGGAUAGAUGGACUACUUACUUAGCCAGCAAGUGAGACAGGAAAUCCACUCUCUGACAUGUGAACUAGGAGGCUAACUUGAGCCUUCUACAUCAUAACUGAAUAUGCCAGGGGCAAUCGACCCAGAGACUAUGCCAUGGUGACCCCAAAGCAACUAGUCAGCACCAUCCAAGUCCAACUGUUUUUGUCCUGACCACAGGAUCUACUCCCAGGGGAACACAGUAUACCAUGGCCUGGGACUGGCAGGUAAGUUUCUGGUGGUGUGGGUUUGCUGCUUUGUGGGGAAUAGGAUUAGAAAGGGUCUUACAGACUUCACCUGUCCUCCACUCAGCCCCACCUGAGACCACUACUGAGGUCACUAAUCCAGGCCUCCACUGGAGGAAGUCACCCUUCUAUGACCCCUAGGGUCUGUUGGAACCCCCGCUCCAGGUUUCGGCGCCAGCUGUGGGGGCUGCAGGCUGGGACGCCGACCGCAGGCUGGGGUGGUGUGAGCGCGGAAUGCCGUCGCUGCUUGUGUGUGGCUUCGUGGCCGUGGUCUCCUCUGCACUGUGCCUGGUGAGCAUCUUACAUUUCUUCCCUAGCCUGAGCAGAGGGAAUCUGGGGACCAGGUGACAGGGGUGGCCUCACCAUUUUAUGUGCUUGUUUAAGGCUGCGCCGUCUUCAUUGUUGGCGCGGGUUUUCUCUCGUGGAGAGUGGGGGCGACUCCAGCUGCAGAGCCCGGGCUCCCCACUGCAGUGGCUUCGCUUGUGGAGCUCGGGCUCGAGGCGCACGGGCUGCAGCGGUGGCAGCACAGGGGCUAGUUGUGACUCUCAGGCUCUGGAAUGUGCAGGCUUUGGUGGUUAUGGUGCAGGGCUUAGUUGCUCCAAGACGUGUGGGAUCUUCUUAGACCAGGGACCAAACUCGUGUCCCCUGCAUUGGCUGGUGGACUUCCCACCAUUGAGCCACCAGGGAAGUCCUGGCGUCACCAUUGGCGAGUCUGACUGCAGGGUCUCCCUCUGCACUUCCGUGAAAACUUCACCCAAAGUUGGCCCACCUCUUGGGAAUGACUGUCGUUAGCAUUCUUUGUGUCUUACUCUUGAUUGUGUGUGCACUCAGUCGUGUCCGACUCUUUGCGACCCCCUGGACUGUGGCCUGCCAGGCUCCUCUGUCCAUGGGAUUUCCCAGGCAAGAAUACUGGAGGGGGUAGCCACUUCCUACUCCAGGGGAUCUUCCCGACCCAGGGGUCGAACCGGUGUCUCUUGUGUCUUCUGUGUUGGCAGGCGGAUUCUUUACCACUGCACCACCUGGGAACACUUGGUAUUCUUCUAGCUACUGUUAUCAUGGGGUUACAAAAGAAUCGAAAACAACUUAGGGACUAAACAGCAAAAACAACAAUCUGUAAUUAUAUUUGUGAUAUCUGGUUGCAGUGCACCUCUGCAUACCUGACCCCAGGGAUAUCUCAGAAGAGGGGCAGGGCCAGGAUUAUAAGAGUCAUGCAAGAUGUGUGGGUGUAUGGCCAGGCCACUGAAGAUGGCUGUUCACUUGCCGUCUGUGCAUCUCCUGCUCCACCAGGCCCUACUUCACGCACAGGACUGUCCAAUCCUGUUAAUCAUAGCCCUUUAUCUGUGACUGUCCACACGCCUGCCCCUGCCCCCAGCUGGUUUCCCUGGUAACUGAUGAGCCCAUCUGAAGUCAAUGCUCUCUAUAACUGGUAGCCGCCUCCUCCUCCAGAGUAGCAGACGGCGCUGCUGUGUCCUGCCUGCCGGCUGCCGUCCACAGUGGGGUGUUGCUCCAGGAUGUGGCUUCAGAUAUAACGUCAGCUUCCUGGUGCAGGACCGAGUGCCGAGGAAGCCCUCGGGCAGCUCCCACCUCUCAAAAUCCAGCCUGCCACCACCCCACAGCCAGGCAUCCACAGAGCACAGGAAGCUGGAAUCUGACCCCUGGCGGCGGGCCUGGUCUCCAUGGCAGCCGUGGAUUUAUUACCGGGGCCUCCAUCCGGCCGGGCGGACUUUCGACUUGAAGCCGGGAAGAAGGGGAACAGGAAGGCAGUCCUGGGAGCAGCGAGCCCACGGGUGGCAGCUGGAGGCCCCGCGAUGGCCAAGUUUCUUUCCCAGGACCAAAUUAAUGAGUACAAGGAAUGCUUCUCCCUGUACGACAAGCAGCAGCGGGGGAAGAUUAAAGCCACGGACCUUCUGAUGGUGAUGCGGUGCCUGGGGGCCAGCCCAACGCCUGGGGAGGCGCAGCGGCACCUGCAGACUCACAGGAUAGACAGAAAUGGAGAGCUGGAUUUCUCUACUUUCCUGACCAUCAUGCAUAUGCAAAUAAAACAAGAGGACCCAAAGAAGGAAAUUCUUUUGGCCAUGUUGAUGGCGGACAAGGAGAAGAAAGGCUACAUCAUGGCGUCUGAACUGCAGUCAAAACUCAUGCAACUGGGGGAGAAGCUCACCCACAAAGAAGUAAAGAAACAUUUCAAAGAAACUGGCAGUGUCUGCCAGAGACUGAUGUCCUUUUCCUCUGGCUAUGGGAGACAGGAAAGGUGAUGCUGGAAUGGAGGAUCUCUUCAGGGAAGCAGGUAUUGAACCGAAUGGCAAAGUGAAGUAUGACGAGUUUAUCCAGAAGCUCACCAUUCCUGUGCGGGACUACUGAACGAGAAGGCGAGACAGCCACCCCUGGGCCUGAACACUCAGACUGAUGGGUUUUUGAAAAGCAAAGUGUUCCUUUCACUUGCGGGAGAUGGCAAGCACAGCAAGAUGACAAACCUAACUCCAGCAAGAGGACAAGGAACACAAUGAUUCCAGCUACGGUAUUAGCAUGUCUUUAAUAAAAUUUUUUACUGUUUUAACAACUA